GUUGGCAUUCUGUCAGCACAGCUGUUAGCCUUACUUCGUGAAUUAUUGAACAUAUUCUUCUACCGCACGGAGCAAUUUCAUACGUCUUUCAAACUUCGCUUCUCCUCAGUUGCCGAACGCAAAGUAGCAAAUAAUAUAAUAGACGACAUACGUUAUGCGUGACAGGUCAGAGAGGCGCCUAUUAGGCGCCCUCUUUCCGUUGGCACUGCUAGCUUUUGCCAGCGCAUACUACGUGCCUGGCACUUACCCAGCGGAGUUCAAAGUUGGAGAACCCCUGCAAGUUCAUGUCAGUACUUUGACAUCGUUUGAUACGGAGCUGCCCUAUGAGUACUACACGAUGCCUUUCUGCAAGCCUGCGGAGGGCGUGCACCGGAUUGCCAACGCUGCGAACCCGGGGACCAUCUUGGAAGGCAUCCGGAUAGAGAACUCGCCAUACAACUUUUCUAUGAAGGUCAAGCAAACGGGCCUUAAGGCCUGUCCAAAGGGGUCGUAUGGGCCGCUUACAGGCCAUGAGGUCAAGACCCUUCAGCGGCUGAUUGACCAGCACUACCGGGUCAACCUCAUCUUGGACAACCUGCCGGUCACCGUGUACGACCUGCUGGAUGAGAAGAACGAGUUCCUGCGUCCGGGCUUCGAGCUGGGCUUCAAGCGCGACGGCAAGUACUACAUCCACAACCACCUCGUCUUCAACGUGCUCGUCUACAUGACGCACGGGGAGUACACCGCGGCUCGCGACUCCUACGCCAAGUCCCUCACCGUGGACUCCCUGGACACCCGCCACCACCGCCACCUGCUCCGGAACCCCCACCAGAACAGCCGGGCCCUGCUGGGAGGCGACUCGGAGGCUGCCUCCGCCGCCGCUACUGCCACUGCCAGUGCAGAGGGUGCGGAUGGUACGGCAGCGGCGAGUACGGCAGAGGCGGGCAACCCGCCGUACUACAUGGUGGUUGGGUUUGAGGUGUCGCCAUGCUCCAUCGCAAGGAAGGCAGGCGCGGAGAUUGAGGAUAUCGUGUGCGGCGUGGAUGAUAAUUCGCACAUCACGCCUCAGGAGAUCAAGGAGGGCGCCAACAUCGUGUACACGUACGACGUGUAUUGGCAGGACAGCAAGAUCAAGUGGGCCUCGCGUUGGGAUGCGUACCUGCGCAUGCCGGGCGGCAAGGCGGACCUUGCGACCUACACCACGCAGCUUGAGCGGGCACGGGCGGACGCCUCGUCCCUGACAGCCAAGGUGCUGGAACGGGAGCAGGCGCUAGCGUCCUGCGAGCAUCAGCUGGAGCUAGAGCGGGGGAGCCUGGGAGCACAGCUGCGUGCGGCAGAGGACAAGCUGGCCGUCAAGGCGCAACAGCUUGCUGCCUUGGAGGACGAACUGCAGAGUCGAGAGCAGGAGCUGCGGACCACUCGCGCGCAGCUGCAGGUCGCGCAGCGCUCCCUCUUGACGCUCCAGGCCGAGGGUGAGGCGCACCUUGAGUCCGCCAACACCACAGCGGCGGAUCUGGCGGCGUCGCAGCAGCAGGUGGAGGCGCUGCAGGCCGAGCUUUGGGAGUUGCGGCAUCAGAGCGCCAAUGCCAGGACGGAGGCUCAGCAGCUGACUGAGCAGAUGCUGCCGCUGCAGGAGCAGCUGGGCCGGUCGGAGGGCCAGGUUGCACAACUGCUUGUGGUCGUCCGCGGCGCCCUUGCUGCUGGCGCCGCCUCAGCCCAUCAGCAGCUGCAGACCAGCGCUGGCGGGACUCUUGCAGACUUCCCAGAAGCCUCCUUCGGAGGGGCGCCUGCUGCAGCUCCUGGCCCCUUGCCAACCUCCCUUCGUUUGCUGGAGGAGCUCACCUCGGUGUUGGUGGAGGAGCUGCAACGGCGCGGGGCUGUCAUGGGCAGGCUCGAGGGCGAGGUGGCGGGGCUGCAGGGGCAGCUGACAGCACGAGAGGAGGACGUGAGGCGCCUGGAGGCGCGGCUAAAGUCCGCGCAGGACGGUCUGGCUGCCCGGCUGGACGACGUGUCCCGACUGCAGACGGCGCUGCGCCGCAAGGAGGCGGACUGCGAGGCGGUAGAGACAGAGAUCUCGGCGCAGAUCGCGGACUACCAGCGGCUCAAGCAGCGGCUGUUGCAGCAGGAGCGCGACAGCAGCCGGCUGUCUGCUGACCAAGAGGCGCUGUUGCGUCGCUGCGACGAGUUGGAGGGAGCGCUGGCUGCCAAGCAGGAGGAGUGCGCGCUGCUCAACAAGAAGUGCGCGCAGCUGGAGGAGCAGUGGCAGGCGGG
Molecule: messenger RNA, 2250 nt
Organism: Astrephomene gubernaculifera
Lineage: Eukaryota; Viridiplantae; Chlorophyta; Chlorophyceae; Chlamydomonadales; Astrephomenaceae
Source: the annotation of a GenBank genome assembly